This is a messenger RNA of Pygocentrus nattereri (red-bellied piranha), 3579 nucleotides long. It is a transcript of the gene znf800b, whose product is annotated as zinc finger protein 800b. The coding region runs from base 284 to 2395 and encodes 703 amino acids. Lineage: Eukaryota; Metazoa; Chordata; Actinopteri; Characiformes; Serrasalmidae. The transcript has 6 exons. The record is from RefSeq and is a predicted model, not a curated record.
AUAGCGAGAGAGAGAGAGAGAGAGCGAGAGAGAGAGAAGCUGGACGCGGUGGCCAUGCGCGCGCACAGCGAGAGCCCGUCGCUGGGCCUUUGGGAAGAAGCAGCAGCAGCUUGUUACUGAGCAGCUCGCGCUUUUCGCUCCGCACGAGGAGGGAACCGUUCCGGAGGAGCCGCGCGAGCGAGCCGGACUCGAACUCCAGCACGGCGCAGAGCAGCGGGUACGCGCACGCCGAGCGACGGAGCCAGCCUCGCGGGUUCGGACCGAGAGUCCUACCGUGGUUGUGAUGGAGAUGGAGGGUCUUUCAGCAGGAGCGCAGUGGACCCCUCUCAAUGAGAAGUCCUGUCAGACAGACGAUCUCUGCCAUGAGGCCACGGUACCUGGGCCGGACCAGGCCAGCAAGACGCCAGUCUAUUCCGUUGAGCCUGGAGACCCUCCACUGCUGCAGAGACCACUGGAGACCUCAAAGUCUGGCAUCCAGCAGAUCAUUGAAUGUUUUCGUUCAGGUACUACACAGUUGAAACACAUACUGCUGAAAGAGGUGGACACAAUAUUUGAGUGUAAGCUCUGUCGGAGCCUCUUCCGUGGCCUUCCUAACCUAAUUACGCACAAAGAGUACUACUGCUUUCCCAGGCUGCCGGAACCAGGUGAGCACUUGGGAGAUGGCAAGCAGAGCCUUGCUAUUAAAGAGCUACUGGAGGCCAUUUACCCCCGGCCAGACAGACAGGACUAUGUGGUGAGGCUGGAACCCAUAGAGGGCAAUCAGAAUGCUGUGUUCCAACAUCUGAUUAAAGAGGACGACCUUGAGUCUCCAUUCCCCUGUGAUAGCUCCAACCACAGCAUGGACAGCUGGAGACACCCCCAGUUAGAGAGCCAUGGGGAAGAACAGGAGCACGGCACAGGUGGGGAGAGCGACCAAGGAGAUGGCGAGGCCGAGCAAAGUGAAGAAGGAGGUGAGAAGCUUGCGAAACAGCCUGUCGAAGGAGUGACAUUGCAAGAGAACAAGGAAAAAGAGGAGGAUUGCCGCGAAGGCGUGGAUGAGCAGGUGGUCAACAGCGGUGUGGACGAUGUGACGAUUACGUGCUGCCUCUGUGGCAAAGACUUCUGUUCACGGCGUGGCAUCCGACGCCACUGCCACAAGAUGCACAAGCGACGCCUGGAGGAGCUACGCAAGUUCACAGACACUCGCACUGUGCCCAUCAGUCUGUUCUCCGUGGUGAAGGAUCGGCAGACGGGCCAGGUGCACACGUCGUCGCCCAAUGGCAAGUGUUGCCCGGUCUGCUUCAAGACCUUUGCCACCAAAGCCAACGUUUGCCGCCACUUUGAUGAGGUGCACCGUGGUCUCCGCCGCGACCUCAUCACACCCGACAUUGCCACCAAACCAGGCCAACUAGAGGCUACACCCCCUCCACAUGUUCCCAUCUCGACCACCCCCAAGGCCCUCUUGCCCCUUCCUCAGUAUAACCUGGCUACCUGCAAGUGCCUCCUCUGCAAGAGGACUUACAGUACGCAAGCUCGGCUCAGGAGACACAUGCGCUUCGUUCACAAGAUUCUCGCUUCCAAAAGCCCUUCCACUGACUUGUCAGAUGCUAAGUCCAUUGCCAGCGAGUGCCUCGAUGCCAGCCCUUGCCCCUCUAACAACUUAGAACCGGCUGAUCACGAGCGUCUCAAGAGGCCCAGAGAGGAGGACGAAGAUGGCCCCUUGUCAUGCAAGCCCAGGCUCUCCAUGGGCUUCGACUUCAGGCAGCUCUUUUGCAAGCUCUGCAAGCGGCAGUUCAGCUCUCGCCAGAACCUGUCCAAACACAUAGAGUUGCACACAGACAACGGCAGUGACAUCUUCAUUAAGUUCUACCGCUGCCCGCUGUGCCCCUACGAGUCUCGACGCAAGAGAGAUGUGCUACGGCACAUCACUGUAGUACACAAGAAGAACUCUGCCUACCUGGCCAAGAUCCUGCCCAGCCUGGAGAUGCGGGCCGUGAAAAAGCCUGCCGAAGUGGUGCUCGGAGGCUCAGAAAAGCACAGCCAUGCAAAGGAGGAGGUCGAUGAACACAAGCCUGCUUCGUCACGUGGCCCACCGAGGGCUGAGUGCUUCCCGCCUUCGGCCCUUGUCUCAGCCAAACAGGACCUCCCCCCUCCCUCGCCACCUGUUACGCGCAAACAAAGCCUUUUACCUCGCAUUCAGAACUCUGUAUUCGCCAACUCCGAGGAGGUGGAGGACAGCACGGAAGUGCGGGUCACCAAAAACUUUUCGCUGCACGCCUGUGACAUGUGCGGCCGAGCUUUUGCAAAGAAGGUCUACCUGGAGUCACACAAGAGAAGCCAUCGGAACGUAGCCAACAUUGACGGCAGGACGACAGGUGUGAACACUCGCUCAAAGUCCCUGCUCGGAUCCUUUUAGACGAGACUUCUGGUAGAAUGGAUGGGACGCCAAGACGACGUCACUGACAGAAACGAUGAAAAACUCGACCACAGAAACGUGCCGUGGUGUAAAUACUUGACUACGUAGGAGAGGAUUUAUUUGUAGCUUUGGCAGUUAAAACUGCAGGGGAAUGAAAGUUCACCUACUUGAAGUGCAUUUUGUUUUACUUUCCCUUCAUUCCCUGCAACUCCACAGUGAACAGUCUAUGGGUGUUUAGGAGGGUUUAACCACUAACCAACCAAUUAGAGAGAGCAAAGCAAAAAACGGUCCAUUCCUGCCUGUGGGAUUCGAUAGCUGCCGAAUCCCAGUCGCCGACCUGAGUCUCCAGAAUCCAGUUUUAGUGGAUCAUCCCCAGGAGAAGCUCAUGAGAAGGAUCUGUCAGUAGUGCUAGCUGAGGAACCACAUAGUGCUCAUUGGUAUUCAAUGCAAAUAUAUGGUCAAUCCAAACUUGUUCUUUUUUUACUAUUAGGGCUGAUUUCUUUACCUGUCCUGAACCUGAAGGACAGGCGUUCUUUACGUUGAAGCAGUUGUACAGCAGUGGGAAUAUGAGAAUUAUUAUUAUUGUUAUUAUUACUAUGAAUUUUUUUUCUAAAUCUAAAUGUUUGAGGCCUGCAGAGCAUGACUUUGAGUAAUACCAGAUGCCUUGUUCAGUCCAACCAGUCAAUCCAACAUACGUCGUCACAUAUCAUGACUUCUGUCGGAGCGAAACCUCACAUCUCCGUUUUUGUCAAUUUUCAGUUUUUGACAUAAUGUUAAAUGGCCUGUCAUUCUUUAUAUUUUGUGUAAAUUUCGUCAUGUAUGGACCAAAAUAAACAAUCCAAAAUGCCUGAUCCAAGACGUCUGGUUCCAUUGACUUGUAUUUAAAGUAAAGUAUGUUUUUUCCUUCUCCUGUAAAGUUACCAUUUUGAAGAUUCGAGGUUUUGCUCCGACAGCAGCGAUGUAUUUUUUAAAUCGGUAUGUUUCUACAAGAUGCCUCGUCUGCACAGCUGUGCUUAAGCCAUGAUUCAAUUCCGACGAAACUGCGGGUUCCUUAGGCAUUCCCAGACUUUUUGUUUAACUGCUACCUCGGGUGGACGAUGGUAGGGUUCUACUUUACGUACAGCCGAAAUGAAUGUAUCUGUUUAUGAACUUUGCUUUUCCCACCAAUAAAAGAGAGAUUGGAA